CACAAAGAGAGAGAUACAGAGAGAGAAAAAUUACCCACAUUGCUCUCUCUUUCUCUCUCCUUAAUUCCAUAUUCAAUUUGCCUAUUUCAAAACCCUCAUCAAAUUUCAUUUUUCUCUGAAGAAUUUGUGGAGCAAAAGGGGCAAUUUCUGUAAAAGGCAUUGCAUUUUCAUUGAUUUGUGAACCUAACAAUUUUGUAUUGUGCAGAUAUUAACUAGAGGAAGAUUCAGAAACAUGGUGUUUUGGAUUUUUGGCUAUGGGUCAUUGGUAUGGAACCCUGGAUUUGAGUAUGAUGAGAAAUUGAUUGGAUACAUUAAGGAUUAUAGGCGUGUGUUUGAUCUCGCUUGCAUCGAUCAUAGAGGUACACCUGAAAAACCUGCAAGAACCUGCACUUUGGAUGAAAGCAAAGGAUCCAUUUGUUGGGGUGCUGCUUAUUGUGUGAGAGGAGGACCUGAAAAAGAGAAGGAGGCAAUGGAGUAUUUAGAAAGAAGAGAGUGCGAGUAUGAUAGCAAGACCUUGGUGGACUUCUUCACUGAAGAAGACUCCUUACAUCCUGCCUUAACUGAAGUGAUAGUGUUUACGUCCACUCCUGACAAAGUAAACAAUAAGUAUUAUCUUGGUCCUGCUCCACUGGAAGAGAUGGCUAGGCAAAUUGCUACUGCCUCUGGUCCCUGCGGAAAUAACCAGGAAUACAUAUUCAAAAUGGAGAAGGCUUUACAUGACAUUAGUCACGAAGACGACUACAUCAUAGAACUAGCAAAUGAAGUGCGUAAAGUUCUUGGAAUCACGGAAUCUGUUCCAAAGGAGAAGAAGUUACUUAGUCCUUCCCAAAUUCCGCUCAAAUCCCACAUUUCGCCUGUGAAAAUCCUCCCCUUGCCAGAAGCUAUAGCUGCUGUUGCUGCAGACUCUUGACAAAGGAAUUGAUCUAGAGAUCUUUAGGAAGAUUAAGUCUUUUCUUCUUUUUAGAUGACCAAUCUAGUUAUCUGUUUCUUAGAAGUAUCCCUUGUGUUUUUACUUUUCCUCUAAAACUUAGACUAGGAAGCUA
Solanum tuberosum (potato) is the source of this 1043-nucleotide messenger RNA. Its product is annotated as putative glutathione-specific gamma-glutamylcyclotransferase 2. NCBI's taxonomy places the organism in Eukaryota, Viridiplantae, Streptophyta, Magnoliopsida, Solanales, Solanaceae. The record is from RefSeq and is a predicted model, not a curated record. The coding region runs from base 233 to 910 and encodes 225 amino acids. Gene Ontology annotation, biological process: glutathione catabolic process. Gene Ontology annotation, cellular component: cytoplasm. Gene Ontology annotation, molecular function: glutathione specific gamma-glutamylcyclotransferase activity. The transcript is spliced from 8 exons.